CAACGACUUAAUUAGCCGGAGUGCACUUCUCUUUAAAACGUUUGCCCUUGCUGCAUUUUAUGUGCAGCGGGAUUACAAAAGGGCAUCGAGCUUUCCCCCCUUUUAAUGACACCGUGCCAUUUCGCUUUUCAAUUUGGUGAUUAGGCCCACGUUUUUGAGACCGAGAGGCCAUUUCACUGUAAAUGAAAGGGGGAAAAAUCAUGUUCUCCACAUGUGCAGUAAAUGGCAAAUCUUACUUGAGAGAGGACUGCAGGCAAGGAGGAAACCAUGCACUGCAACCAUGCAAAGAUGUGACACAAAAGUCCCAGCAGCAAGGAUUUGAAAGCAUCCUGGAAGGCUUGUUUGGGCCGGGAGUAGUCAAAGAUAGCACCCUGUUUCAAGAUUGCGAGCCGGAGGAAGUGGCCGACUGGUCGUUUGAUGACAACUGUCUUUUUUGCUGCCUGCGACGGGAGAAAGUUAAGGAUCACAGUGCCGACGACACGGUCGCUGACGUCCAGCUGCUAUCGGAGGGAGAGGACGCGAAACGGGAACAGACUCGCCUCAGCCGACUAGAGAGACAAGCGCAAGACUUCCUCAAUGCUGUGUUUCACAGAAAAGACCUCCCAAGUUUGUCGGACCCCCACAUUCCCUUAGUGGCUCGUGAGAUCAUGCAGCGAAUGAUCCGCCAGUUUGCUGCCGAAUAUACCUCAAAAAGCACUCAGGACGCCUGCCCGCCUCCGCUGCCGCCCAACGGGGCCAUGAAGGACCAAAGCCUGCCGCCCUGCUCGCCUCCGCCUCCAACCCCGGGGCCACCGCCAGGCUCGCCACCCUCGUCCGCCUCCUGCUCCUCGCCGUCGCCCUGCCUCAGCCCCCCUAACACUGAGGGGGGCGCAACCACCGCUGCCGCCUCUACGCAGAAUCCCGUCCUCAGUAAGCUGCUCAUGGCCGACCAAGACGGCCCACUGGACCUCACCGUCAAGAAGAGCCCGGCCGAAACCGAGACCCCUGUCCAGCAGGAUGGUGUUCUGGAUCUUUCCACUAAGAAGAACCAGAGUGACAAGCAGGGCUUUUCCUCCCCUCAUGGCCUCAAAGGGCGCCCCGUGAAGAUGGACGCUUCCAUAAAGGUGGACCGUUCCAUGCCGGAUGCGGACGAGGACGACGUCAUGCUACCACAAAGCUUUCAGGACGGCUUGAGGGAGAACUUGAUCAGCUCUUUUAAGCCACCGCUAGCCCGCUCACUGCGCAUUAAGGAGGAGCUGCUCAGCCAGAAGCACCGCCUUCUGAGUCAGCCUGCUGCACUCUCAUUGGCCAGUCUGGAGUCAGCCGGCCUCCUCAAUCACGGCCAGUCGCACUCUUUGCUGGGCCAGAAGGGCUCCUCGUCCUUCUGGGGCAGCAAGGCUCACCUGGAGAGUCUGAUCAAGCUGAAACAGGCCAGCGGGGCCUUGAGCGGGACUUUCGGGGACCUCAAAGACCUGCCUAAGUUCCUGGAGAACCACCACAACCACCACGGCGCCUUCUCCUUCAAGAGUUCCCUUCUUCACCACCACAAUCAGGUCUCCAAGGCCCAGCAUCACCACCACGAUGCCAAGCGGGAUCAUUCGCCCCCAGUUGACCUGAAGAUCCCGCAGGUCCGGGGCAUGGAUCUCUCUUGGGACUCCCCCGCCUCCGACCUGUACGGGUAUGGUGGAAUUGGACCCGGAGGUGGUGGAGGCCUGAGCGAGAACACCUUGAACCGGAAGCUGAGGGCCAUCCUGCCCAAGCAGAACCGGCGGGGUGGGAGUUUAGGAAGCCUGCUGGACGGCGCAGCGGAAUACUGGACCGCCGACCUGGAACACUCUGCCUCCGGGCCGGCGUAUUCUACCUCGGACAUGGAGGGGGACCCCAACUCCAAGCAGCCACGGAAGAAGAGGGGGCGCUAUCGGCAGUACAACAGCGAGAUCCUGGAGGAGGCUAUUGCCGUGGUGAUGAGCGGCAAAAUGAGCGUCUCCAAGGCGCAGAACAUGUACGGAAUCCCUCACAGUACCCUGGAGUACAAAGUCAAGGAGCGCAUGGGUACUCUAAAGAACCCCCCAAAGAAGAAGCUCAAGCUGAUGAUGAAGAUGGAGACAGGCGGUCCUGAAUUCCCAGGUGACACAGAGAAUACACCUGCUGUCACCCUGAGCAACGUGGCCUGCGGCGCCGCACCCCCGUCGCUUGGCCCUGCCGAGCUCAAGGUGGAUGUCAAGGAAGAGAUGGAACCCAUUGAUUAAAAUUAACCUCACUAGACUUCUCCAGAACCAUGGGGCUUUAUUUGUGCCAAUUUCCUCUGCAGCAUCCUGGCUGAGCACAAAUGCAGGGAUGAAAAAGCAAGAUGGGUUCUCGGAGACCAACCACUAAUCGGAAACAUUUUUGUUGAGAUUUUUCUACUCGAUACAAACAACGACAAUUUUAUGAAAUUUAUUCAAGCAUGCGGCUAAUCCCCAGACGGGUGGUGAAUUUCAAGUUCAUUUUCCUGAAAGAUUGCGGUAAAUUAUUGAAACCUCAAAAGAAAUUUUGGAAAUUCUCUUUCCAUGGGAAUUAACUGGGAAUUAUGGGUAAUUAGGUGGCAAAGUAUCAUAAUACAAGUAUAUUAAACAAAAUUGCGGUUUGCCAUGAACAGAUUUCCUUGCAAAAUUGAGAGCCUGCAUGCCAAGGCAUUACAGUACAUUACGGUUACCUUAAUUGCUAAAUGUACCUCAGAUUUCAAACAUGCAAUGGCUAGUCAAAAAUCUUCUGUUAAGGCCACUUUUAUUGCAUGAAAUACAAAUUAGUCAGGAUAAUACAAAAAUAUAUUUACAUUUCCCCGAGAAAGCAUACUUUUCACUUUGUAAAUUCCUAAUUUAUUCCCAUAAAUUGUCGUUAAUUCCCGUGGAGUGUUUCCAACCAUGAAAAUUCCUGGAACUUUGCAACCCUAAUCCCCAGAUCAAAAAAACUUGAAAACCAAACACUGCCGCCCCUGCCGCUUCUCUGGACCUGGACCCUUACUGCUUAUGUAUGCAGUCUCUUGGGAACAUUCCAAUCUGGGCAAAGAGACAAAUGGAGUUGGGGGUGGGGGGGGGGGGGUAUACGGUUGGGAAAAAAAAAAUUGGAAAGUGACUUAAGUGUACGUUUGAAUCAACGCCGUCAAGAUUCCUCGUCAGGGUUGUGAAUCUGAACCCACCUGCCAGGUAGCCAUGAUGCUUUAACUGCAAGACCUUUCUUUCCUGACCGCGACGUCCCGCCGAGUUCUGCGCGGAACAAGAAGACACACAAAAAGUCAUUCAGGGAUGCAUGUUUGUGAGUUUUGUGACAAACUACUGACUGGUGAGAUCAUUAUUUUCCUUCUUUAUGUUUUUUAUUUCUUUUUUUUUGGUUUUGCUUUCUUUUGCACUACACUUUGGGUCCGGCGCUCUGGCGGACCAGGUUACCUCGGCAUUGUUGCCCUCGCAUCAUGCACUUAUUACGGUCCGUCUCACAAGCCGGGUCGGGAGGGCCCGCCGACGCCGCUCACUCCAGAUUCGGUUACGGAUCCACUGCAGCGGCGGCGGCGCUACCUCAUGGACCUCCAUCAGUGUCCAACCAUAGAAGGCCAUCACAGUUUUGGCCUUUCAGGAUGGGCCUGAAGCUCGGCUGCUAUCCACUCGAUGAGCCCCCGCUCCUAUGCUAAUGUUUUAGCGGGGCCUUGGCUAAUCACUUUAGCUAGCUAGCUAGCUAGCUAGCCUGUGAUAAGCCAAGACACUUUGCUAAUGUUUGUUUUUUUCCUGUUUUCUUAUCUCUCUUCUAAUCAAGCUCAGCUAAUCGAGUUGCUCUCCAUCCAAUUUCAAGUUUUAAAGGCAGUUUACUAUGACA
Molecule: messenger RNA, 3825 nt
Organism: Corythoichthys intestinalis (scribbled pipefish)
Lineage: Eukaryota; Metazoa; Chordata; Actinopteri; Syngnathiformes; Syngnathidae
Gene: lcor
Product: ligand dependent nuclear receptor corepressor
Exons: 8
Coding region: 183-2228 (681 amino acids)
Biological process (GO): regulation of transcription by RNA polymerase II
Cellular component (GO): nucleus
Molecular function (GO): DNA binding
Source: RefSeq, a predicted model, not a curated record